Phycomyces blakesleeanus NRRL 1555(-) is the source of this 351-nucleotide messenger RNA. RefSeq lists its product as hypothetical. The transcript has 7 exons. Bases 1 to 351 code for a protein of 116 amino acids. The record is from RefSeq and is a predicted model, not a curated record. Lineage: Eukaryota; Fungi; Mucoromycota; Mucoromycetes; Mucorales; Phycomycetaceae.
AUGACCAUCUAUUUAUUUCUUGUCCCAGUGGGUCUAUUUGAGAAUGUGCUUUUACAUAAAGACUACUUGUUAAAAAUUUGGGUUAUGCUAGCUAUAAUUCCAAAAAAAAAGCGUUGGCGUCAAUGGCGUUCAAUGGGCCCUCUGGACCACAACACAUAUUUGGAUAUUUGUGAUUUAAAGAAAAACAAAAAGAAAUGGAACCUUAAUUUGUAUAAUUUCUUCAUGUUUAUACCCACGUCUACUAGGUUUGGCUUUGGCUUUUUAAAUGCCAUUUGGUAUAUUAUAUCUUACAUUAAAACCAUGUAUUUGUUAUAUCGCAUUUUGUGUCUGGUAUACCAACCUAGUGGGUAA